GUUCCUGACCGGACUACGGGCGAGGGAGGAACCGGAAAUGUAAGAAAAAUCUCCCGAGCUUCUGUUUCCGGCCACCUCAGCUGGGAGGUGGAGACGCAAGCAGAGGGAACUCCCGGAGCAGAGAGCUGAGCUGAGCGGUCGCGGAGCGGAAAACGCUGAGAAGACUACCGUGACUGCUAUUGUCGGGAGGGGGUGGCGUUGGCUCCUCUGUAACUGGAAGAAAUGGUGUUGCUGACAAUGAUCGCCCGGGUGGCGGACGGGCUCCCGCUGGCGGCCUCCAUGCAGGAGGACGAGCAGUCUGGUCGGGACCUUCAACAAUACCAGAGCCAGGCCAAGCAACUUUUUCGCAAAUUGAACGAACAGUCUCCUACAAGAUGUACCUUGGAGGCAGGAGCCAUGACUUUUCAUUACAUUAUUGAGCAGGGAGUGUGUUACCUGGUUUUGUGUGAAGCUGCUUUCCCCAAAAAGUUGGCAUUUGCUUACCUUGAAGAUUUGCACUCCGAAUUUGAUGAACAACAUGGAAAGAAAGUGCCCACUGUCUCCAGACCCUACUCCUUCAUUGAAUUUGAUACCUACAUUCAGAAAACCAAAAAAUUGUACAUUGAUAGCCGUGCUCGGAGGAACCUGGGCUCCAUCAACACUGAAUUACAAGAUGUGCAGAGAAUCAUGGUGGCUAACAUUGAAGAAGUCUUACAGCGAGGGGAAGCACUCUCAGCACUGGAUUCCAAAGCCAACAAUUUGUCCAGUUUGUCCAAGAAAUACCGUCAGGAUGCGAAGUAUUUGAACAUGCGUUCCACCUACGCCAAACUGGCAGCAGUUGCUGUGUUUUUUAUCAUGUUGAUAGUGUAUGUACGAUUCUGGUGGCUUUGAGCAGGUUAAUGCCAUCCCUGGCAGGGGAGAGCCUGAAACAUGGCAGGUGUAUGUUUGCAGGACGCUGAACGCACAGAGCUGUGCAUUAGGAUUCAAAUGCAACUUGUGACUCCGGGGACCUAGAAAGAAAGGAAGUGUCCUGAAUGCCAUAGGCCACUCCUCAUUUAGUGAAGCAUAACCCUCUAAAAGAAAGACUUAUUGGGGACUAAAGACUUUCUCUGGGUGGCAAACCAUAUGUGUUAGGGAACAGUAGACUUUGCCCCCUCCCUGUGUUCUGAACCCUUAGGCAGCAUUGACUAAGGCAUUUCCUUUCUGGAAUGGAGCCAUCAAUGAGAUUCACAAUAACCAACCUGUACUGGCACCAUCUUGCUACUUUUAGAGAGGGCAGCCCUUAUGGAAACUGUUGAGCACCAAUGAACAUUCCUCAUGUGGGUAAUGUUUGGGUUUUUUCUGGAAUCUGAAUCUUCAAUGGCUACUCAAGCAAGACUCCUGUAUGUGAAGGCUGAUUUCUGUACAUAUAUUAAUGUCUUCUCCACCUCCCCACCCUCACUUCCCUAUGAGAAGUUAACUUUUUGUUGUUUUCCUUUUCCAAUAUUUUGCUUAUUGCACAAUUGCUUUGGGGUUAAAUGAAUAUUAAAUUGAGAUGCCUUGAAAUUAUGAUGUAUCCCCUCCCUGAUUAGGAAGGUAUUAGGCUUUUCUAUAAUGCAAUCUUAAAACAUAAAAUUUAAACUAUUUUGGGAAGUUCUUCAUUUUCUUCCUUAAUAUCCUGCUUUUGUAUGACACAGGAGGAGUAUUAGCACCUGAAAACAAUUAAUGGCUAGAGGCUCAGCACCCACUUGAGUUCCUCUUUUGCUUCCAUUUGUUGAGUUUUUAUUUUUUCCCCCCCUAUGUAUUAUUUCUAUGAUAGGGGCGAGGGGCAAAGACAAAAGAGGUUGCUUUGAUCAACAGUCUUAAGCUUCAUGACCAACAUUUUCAGUAUAAUCUAGAUUAGAAAAUAGAAAAUGUUCAGAUAUGUAUGAAAUCAAUUUUUGGUUUCAGUUUUUCUGUUUUAUUACAAAUAUUUUUAACCAAGGAAGUCUGUCAGAAUUUCUCAUCAGUGUUCCUCCUGUUUGUGAGUGCUUUCUGAGAAAGUUACCUUUCUAAGGAUAGAAAUCUCAUUUACUGUAUUUUUUUAAUAGCUAAUAGAAGGAAAUCUGACUUCAUGUCCACUCUUUCUUCCACCUGUGUGCUCUUUCUUCUGCACUUGGUUUUCUUGUCUCUCCUACUUCUGGGAUGAUAGAAAGUUCCUUUUACUUUUGGAACUAGCAUUUUUGAAAUGGAGAAAUUGGUGUGUGCAUAAGGACAGAGACAGGGUGAGGAAAGAUCUCAUGCAGUCUAUCUAGUACUUCCUGCCCACAGAAUCAAUACUGUUUGAGAAAAGGUAGAACAAGAUUAACUAGCAUUACUUUAGCUCAAUAAAUCCAGUAGGUGUGACUUUCUAACUACAAAGGAUCAUCCAAGGUACAAACCCUGUUUCUUCAUUGAAAAUUGGGAGUGGAUCAGUUUCCCAUAUAAUAACACAAAGAAAGAGAUUUAAUUUGUCUCUCCUAAUUUACUUAGAACUCUCUGAGAAAACCUGGUAUUAGGAGCAGCCAUUCAAUAUUCUGGCCUCAGAUCAAGACAGUGAUUUUUUUUGAGUUGUCAGAAUUUACCCUUUGUAGAUAGAAAUAGCCCCCGCAAAAUCUUGUUUCUAUACACAGCUGAAUGUAGGUCUAUGAAAGACUGAAGAUUAAACCCAAUAUAGCUUUCUAAUAGUGUGGCAGCUUGAUGAGAGUCAAAUGCUGCCACCUAAGGGUCAGCAGUGAAAUAAACUUCUAAGAACAUCUUUCCCUUUUCUUGUGGAGUUUCCUGGUGUCUAGUAUAUUGCAUAGCCAUACUUCUGCCAUAUAUACUGUUAGCUCAGUGGAGUACAUUUUUGUUUCAAAUUUUAGAAGAAAAUGUUGUUGAGCAGAUAAAGGAAUAAGAAGAAAAAUGUUUUUUAUUUGGGAAAUUAGUAUCUGGAGAAAUAAAAAAUGAGAUGAUGAGA
Molecule: messenger RNA, 2935 nt
Organism: Monodelphis domestica (gray short-tailed opossum)
Lineage: Eukaryota; Metazoa; Chordata; Mammalia; Didelphimorphia; Didelphidae
Gene: SEC22B
Product: SEC22 homolog B, vesicle trafficking protein
Biological process (GO): retrograde vesicle-mediated transport, Golgi to endoplasmic reticulum; endoplasmic reticulum to Golgi vesicle-mediated transport
Cellular component (GO): membrane
Molecular function (GO): SNAP receptor activity
Source: RefSeq, a predicted model, not a curated record